Molecule: messenger RNA, 5755 nt
Organism: Sceloporus undulatus (fence lizard)
Lineage: Eukaryota; Metazoa; Chordata; Lepidosauria; Squamata; Phrynosomatidae
Gene: ELAPOR2
Product: endosome-lysosome associated apoptosis and autophagy regulator family member 2
Exons: 22
Coding region: 173-3229 (1018 amino acids)
Biological process (GO): positive regulation of BMP signaling pathway
Source: RefSeq, a predicted model, not a curated record
AGAGGAAAGGAAAGGAAGAGGAAGAGAGGAAAAAGAGGAGGAGGGGAGGAAGAAGAAGAAGAGAAGAGAGGAAGAAAAAGAGAGGAAGAGGAGAAGAGAAAAAAAAAGAGAGGAGGAAGAGGGUUCCCUUAUCCAGGGAGAAGACUCCGGGGAAGCCCUGGUCCUGCUCCGGAUGGCGCCUUGGGGUCGGGGGCGACGUGGCCUUGCCAGCUGGGCACUGCUGUGGUGCUGCUGGUGCCCCUGGGCCCCGAGGAGUGUGGGCGCCCUGGCCUCCUCGUCUUCUUCUCCUUCCUCUUCGCCCAGGCUGCCGCUGCCUCAGUGCCAGGAGGCAGAGUACCACUUUGAAUACACAGAGUGUGACAGCACCGGAUCCAGAUGGAGGGUAGCAGUCCCAAAUCCAGAAGUGGAAUGUUCUGGUUUACCUGAUCCUGUCAAAGGAAAGGAAUGCACUUUUUCAUGUGCAUCUGGAGAAUAUCUCGAAAUGAAAAACCAGGUGUGCAGUAAAUGUGAUGAAGGCACUUACUCCUUGGGAAGUGGAAUCAAAUUUGAUGAAUGGGAUGACCUUCCUGCUGGAUUCUCCAAUGUCGCAACUUACAUGGACACAGCCAUUGGCUCAGCUGAGAGGAAAGCAGAUAAUUGUGGCAAAUCUUCAUGGACGCCUCGUGGGAAUUACAUCGAGUCAAAUAGGGAUGACUGCACUGUCUCCUUGAUCUACACCGUGCACCUGAAGAAGUCUGGUUCUGUCAUCUUUGAAUACCAGUAUAUUGACAACAACAUCUUCUUUGAGUUUUUUAUUCAAAAUGACCAGUGCCAAGAAAUGGAUACUACAAGUGAUAAAUGGGUGAAAUUAACAGAUAAUGGUGAAUGGGGCUCUCAUUCUGUAACACUGAAAUCAGGCACUAAUAUAUUAUACUGGAGGACAACAGGGAUCCUGAUGGGUUCACAGGUGGUGAAACCUGUACUUGUGAAAAACGUUACGAUCGAAGGGGUGGCUUAUACAUCUGAAUGUUUUCCUUGCAAACCUGGUACAUUUAGCAACAUGCCAGGCUCUUCUACAUGCCAACUCUGUCCUAGAAAUACUUACUCUGAAAAGGGUGCUAAGGAAUGCACUAAGUGUGAUGAAGAAACACAUUACGCAGAUGAAGGUUCAAGCCAGUGUAUGGAACGUCUUCCAUGCUCAAGCAAAGACUUUUUUCAGAUCCACACACCAUGUGAUCAGGAUGGAAAGACUCAGCUCAUGUACAAAUGGGUGGAGCCCAAGAUAUGUAGGGAGGAUGUACCUGAAGCAGUGAAACUGCCUCCUUCAGGAGAGAGGAGAGAAUGUCCACCUUGUAACCCUGGUUUCUAUAACAAUGGCUCAUCUUUCUGUGCUCCUUGUCCUCCGGGAAUGUUUUCUGAUGGAACAAGAGAGUGCAAGUCUUGCCCUGCUGGUACUGAACCAGCUCUAGGAUUGGAAUACAAAUGGUGGAACGUACUACCUUUUAAUAUGAAGACUUCUUGUUUCAAUGUGGGAAAUUCAAAAUGUGAUGGGAUGAAUGGUUGGGAAGUAGCUGGUGACCACAUCCGGAGUGGGGCAGGGGGAACAGAUAAUGAUUACCUCAUUGUGAAUCUUCACAUACCAGGAUUUAAGCCUCCAACAUCAGUAACUGGGGUGACUGGUUCAGAACUUGGACGGAUCACUUUUGUGUUUGAGACCAUCUGUUCAGCAGAUUGUGUGCUGUAUUUCAUGGCGGACAUUAAUAAAAAGAACACAAAUGUAGUGGAAUCAUGGAGUGGAAUUAAGGAAAAGCAAUCGUACACCCAUAUAAUAACAAAAAAUGCUUCUUUUACAUUUACGUGGGCUUUCCAGAGAACAAGUCAAGGCCAAGAUAGCAGGAAGCUCAUCAAUGAUGUGGCAAAGAUCUAUUCAAUCACUGUAACCAAUGCAGUUGAUGGUGCUGCCUCAUCUUGUCGGGCCUGUGCUGUUGGUUCUGAACAGUCUGGUUCCUCCUGCAUUCCCUGUCCAGCUGGGCACUAUAUAGAAAAGGAAACCAACCAGUGCAGGGAAUGUCCUCCCAAUACAUACCUGUCCAUUCAUCAAGGGUACGGUCAAGAAGCAUGUAUCCCUUGUGGCCCUGGCAGCCAAAGCACCAAGGACCAUUCUGCUUGCUUUAGUGAUUGCCUGUUUGCCUACACCAAGGAUAAUCAGAGCCUGAGCUAUGAUUUUAGCAGCCUCAGUAGAGUAGGCUCAUUAAUGAAUGGACCUAGCUUUACAGCAAGAGGAACAAAAUUCUUCCAUUUCUUCAAUAUCAGCCUCUGUGGAAACCAGGGGGAAAAGGUAGCAAUUUGUGCAGACAAUAUAACAGAUAUUACACUAAAGGAUAUGGUAGCUGAAUCAGAAGAUUAUUCCAAUGUUGUGAGAGCUUUUGUUUGCCAGUCAACUAUCAUACCACCUGACAGCAAGGGAUUCCGAACUGCUCUGGCACUUCAGUCCAACAGCCUUGCUGACACUUUUCUUGGAGCUACAAUUGAAACAAAACUGGGGUAUAUAACCGUUAAGUCAGAAAUGUUUGAGCAAUCUGAAAACGAGAUCCCUGAUGUGCAUUUUUAUUACAAGUCUUCAGGAGCUACAGCAAUUUGUGAAAAUGGGCGUGCUUCUGUGGUGACAAUGCGGUGUAACCCUGCAAAACCUGACCAAGGAGAAAUUUCAGUUCCCGGUUCUUGCUCUGCAGGUACCUGUGAUGGAUGUAACUUCUACUUCUUGUGGGAAAGUGCAGAAGCCUGUCCCAUGUGUACAGAGCAAGACUACCAUGAAAUUGAAGGAGCUUGUAAAAAAGGACAUCAGGAAACCUUAUAUGUAUGGAAUGAACCAAAACUGUGUAUAAAAGGAGUUUCUUUGCCUGAAAAAAAGAUCAUCAUCUGUGAAACAGUAGAUUUCUGGCUGAAAGUUGGAGCAGGUGUGGGUGCUUUCACGGGUGUUUUGCUGAUUGCUUUAACCUGCUAUUUCUGGAAGAAGAAUCAGAAGCUAGAGUAUAAAUAUUCCAAAUUGGUGAUGACAGCAAAUUCAAAGGAAUGUGAGCUUCCAGCUGCUGACAGCUGUGCUAUCAUGGAAGGGGAAGAUAAUGAAGAGGAAAUAGUAUAUUCAAAUAAACAGUCAUUAUUAGGAAAACUCAAAUCAUUAGCAACAAAGGAAAAGGAAGCCCGAUUUGAAUCUGUUCAACUGAAAUCCUCAAGAUCUCAAAAUAUAUGAAGUCUUAACUCCACCUAUGGACCAGUGAACAUAAUUUCUAUUUAUAGAGGACUUCAUUUUCAACAUGUUCUGACAUACUUCUGAAGGGUGGUCUCCUGUGAGGAGAACUGAACAACCUAAGAGGAAAAAAGAAAACAGCAGAGAAGAGCAAGAGGGGAAUUUGCCUUAUCUGUGACUGAGUAAUUUGCCAAAAAAAAAAAGAGAGAAAUCAAGCAGACUGUGUUGUAAACCAAGGAUGGAUGUUCAACUCAGGGUCAAAGGAAGCAUGAGCAGAGAUUGUCCAGGAUGUUGCGCUGUCUGAGGCUGGUAAUCUCAACAGCGCCUCCUGGAAUAGUAAAAAGAUAGCAAGGAAUUAAAUAAUUUGACAGUUGUGCUGCCCUUUAAUGCUCUCUGCUCAAAUGUUGUCUUUGUGAGGUGGGCUGUUUCUCUCUAUACUUAGAGAGGGUGCAUCUGAUAUGAGGUUUACAUUGAUCUCUGUGUGGUUUUGGCAUAUCAAAUGAUUAAUUUAUUUGUACUUCUUUAGCUCUCAUCUUUCCUGUCACAGCCUGGCUUUUAGAAAUAAUAGAAGAGUCUCUGAAAGCCACUAUAGGAACUGGAAGAUGUGCUGAAGUUGCAGAGGCGAGUUUCUCUUGAAAUCAAACAGCAGGCAAUAUUUUAAACUGAGGAACUAUGGAUUUAAACAAAAAUCUUUAGAAAGGAGAAUGCUUGCCAUGAAAAUCUGGGGUGUUCUAUCUAAUAUUGAGAAUCCAGUUUUGCACCUGCACAAUCAGCUUCUUUAGGUGCAAAGACCUAAAACUGACCUGUGGAAAAACUGAGCAUAUCAUCUGAAGGCUAAAAAUGUUGACCGAUAUGAGUUUACUGAGGAGUAAGUCCUACUGCUUUCAGGUGGGGCUUGCCUCCUAGUCUGUGUAUUUAGCAUGACGGCCUAAGCCCUAAGAAUUUUGUUCUGCCUACUGGACCCAUACAAACUGUGCCACCCAUCUGAUUGCAGUCACAUAGAGGCAACUUGCCACAGAAAACCCUUUCAAAUGAAGCAUAUCUUCUCAAAGUUAUGGCAGACUUAUGCCACAAUCACAGAUGGGAUGGUCAAAAGGCACUGCCUCAAUACAGUGUUGUCACAGAUCAAAUGGCAACCACACAUUGACUUGCAUGUGGGGGUAGAAUUCUUUGUUAUUUUUAUUCUCAAAGGGAACAAUGAGCAAUUUUCUUGCUGCUGUGAGAAGGGCUUUGAAAACUAUGCAGUUUUCAAAGACUAUUUGCAGUUCUGAGCUUAUUCUGCAAAAAUUUCACAUGUUAUUUUUUUUUCCAGACCAGAAAACAGAUUGUUCUUUUUUAUUAUUACUUUACAGAAAACAGAUUGUUCUGUGCUGGAAACAGCAUUUUCUUUAUGGAAAAUUGCAUUUCUGCAAAUUUAGUACUUUUGCAUUUUCUGGACAGACAUACCAUUUUCUAUGAAGCAAAUACUGUUUUCUGCACAGAAUGAUUUGUUUUCUGUACUUGUGAGCACACACAUGCAACUAUGUACAAACUUGGUGCAAAAUAAAUCCCAAAUGGCAAAGAUUCUCAUCUGUCAAGAAAUAAAGUACAAAUAUAAUCAGGGUUUCCUAGCACUGAAGAAACACAUUUGUAACCAUUUCCCAAAUAUUUUUGAAUAUCCUUACCUACAUAAAAGAACUGGCCAUUAAUGAAACCUUAAUAUUCGGAUAUUAAAAAUGUAAGAGUCCGGCCAUUUCUCAUGGUACACUUGUACAAUAAAUAGUACUUCUCUAAGUCCUUCCUGAAGAAGGGAAUGCUAUCCAUGCAAAUGUGUAGCAGUUCAUUCUCAGAGAGAGAUUGUGAUUGCCCCUUUGUACUUGCAUAAUCAUUACAUUUUCACAAUUACUGUCCUCUGCAGGGUUUUGGGGGGGGGGGGGUUAAGAUGCAGGAACUGAUGCAAGGGGACAUUUCCAUUCAGAUCAGUCUGCAGUUUUGAAGCAGAUGAGCACCCCAACUGAGCCAUAACCACCAUGAGGAACUUCUUGUACCAGGACAUGUGUUGUGUAACAAAUUAAUAAUCCUAAGAGAAAUGACCUGCAGUAGGGCAAGGUGCUAUAGAUUGUUGUCUUCAUAAAAACUUUCUUCUUCCCCAGGAUUACUUGCCUGCCAGAUGACUGGCCACAGAAUAGUUGCACAGGUCUGUGCAUGUUGGAGUGGAGAAGUUUUGGCAGGCCCAAUUGUCCAUUGGGCCUUGUAUUGUGUAGUCACUAAGAUGAGGAAUCAGCCAUAAGAAUGUCUCAUGACUUUAGAUUUCCCAGAUUUUUGAAAUGAGUUAAGCUUUAUCUGAGGGAAAUAAAUACUCACUGAUGAUAAAGAUGUUGGGAUAAAUACUCUUGAUGAGAAAUUUUUGUUUUAGAAACAAAUAUUUACCUGAGUUAUGAAAGGUAAUGUAUAUUGGAAAGUAUUUUUAUGGUACAUUUAAAAUAUGAGAGUAUGGUUCUACAUUACAGAGCACUUAAGGUUAUUUGGUGGCAGUAGCGAUGCUUUUAG